AUGGGCUCGUUCAGAGAUACCAGAAACGCUUUACUUUUGGCUUACGACGAAGAUAUUAUUGAUGAUGAAGAAUUUGUGAUUUUGUAUGACCUAAAUACUUCAAAAAAUCCUUGUUUCCCAUAUGAAGAGUACGAUGAUUUUGAUUUGGAAGCCAUUGAUGCUGUCGAUUCAAAAGCCGAAUUUCGUAUGGAAAAACAUGAUAUACCUCUUUUAGCCGAAGUUCUUGGCAUACCAGAAAAGUUUCGAUGUCGGCAAGGAACAAUAUGCGACGGAAUUGAAGAUCUAUGCAUGUUGCUUAAACGACUUGCUUAUCCAUGUCGGUAUAGCGACAUGAUAGCUCGUUUUGCUAAACCAGUUCCUGUUUUGUGUAUGGUAACAAACACUGUAGUGGAUUAAAUUUAUGACCAACACCAGCAUCGUAUAACUGAAUGGAACCAAACUAUUCUGAAUCCUGUCAAACUGGAACAGUAUGCUGCAGCUAUCUCUGUAGGUUUGAAACGUACUUUAGAAGAUUGACAUGUUGCCAUUUCCAUGGUAACGUAAUGCAUGCAUAUUUUUAGGGUCUGUUAGUUUAGGGUUUCAUAUUUCAAUAUUGUGAACUAAGCAGAGCGAGAACGCUAAACAUUCUAUUGUGAAUUUAUACGGGCGAAUUAUCUAUUAUCUAUUCAAGUUUGGUGUGCGCCGACCAAAGUAAGUUACAUUUAUCUUGUUGUAAUAGUCAGUUCUCUAGUCUAGUCUAGUCUAAUCUAGUCUUCAAUCGCGUAUCAUGUUAAACAGCUCAUGCCGUAAUCUGUAAUUCUUUUCCUAAUUGUAUAGUUCGAACCCACAUUCCAUAUUCCUUAACCAUAUUCCAUAUACCAAUCUAUCUACCAAUACCUAUCAAACCUUAACCUCAAUCCCUAUCGAGCUAUCUCAACAACAGAACAUUGUAAUUAACUGGUAUUAAAGUUAUUGUUUGUGUAUGAUCGGUGUGUGUGGAGUUCGUAUUAUUGCUGCGCAUCAUACUUGAAUCGACUCUUGGACUUUGCGAAUUUCAACAAUCUGCCCAGAGAGUCUACAAUCUCAAGGAAGGGAGCAGCUUUAGAAAAUUGUUUCGGGUUUAUUGAUGGGACUGUCAGGUCUAUAUGUCGCGCUGGGAAAAACCAAAGGAUUGUUUACAACGGGCACAAGAGAGUACACACCAUCAAAUUCCAGUCUGUGACAUUGCCAUCCGAAAUGAUUGCUCAAAUGUUUGGGCCAUUAGGUAUGCGACUCAAUUUAUAAAUAUUUAAUCAAUACGUUUUUCAGAAAAUGCUGUAGAAAUUCUCAUGAUUUCACCCUGAUGGAAUAUAAAGUGAUACUCAAUACUGUUUCUCACCUUUUAGAGGGUAAACGACAUGAUGCAAGGAUGCUGGCAUGGCUCAACUACUGAAUCAUCUACAGGAAAAUGCUUAUUCACAAACUGGCGAGCCUUUGUGCUUGUAAGGAGACCCCGCCUACCCUCAUCGACUACACUACAGGCACCUUACAGAAAUGGUCAAAUUACACCUCAAAUGCAAGCUUUUAACAAGUCGAUGAGUUCUGUACGGGUAUCUGUGGAAUGGUUGUUUGGUGACAUUGCAAAUUAUUUUAAAUUUAUGGACUUCAAGAAGAACCUCAAAAUAGGAUUAAGUUCUGUUGGGAAAUUCUAUUUAGUAUCUGCUCUUCUUAGAAAUGCACUUACUUGUCUUUAUUAUAAUCAGACAUCAAAGUUCUUUGGAAUGGAACCUCCCACUCUAUAUGAAUACUUCCAGUAAAUAAGACUUUGUACAUGUACAUUGCUAUAAAUCCUCUGUAAAGGCCCUAUUCAUCUCAGGCACAAAAUAGUCAACCUCGUACCCAGGGUCCUCCCUCUUGGCUAAGGGAGAAAAGACCCUGGUAGAUGUUGGUUCAUGUGAUCUGCUAAACUCGACCAGAUUUUUACUUAGCAAUCCAAGAUGAGGUCAAUAAAUAUUUGAUAUUUGGAUGAUUUUUAUAGUUCAAUUUAUAAUUUUUAUUUUUGUAUGAUUGUUGUAAAGGAAUCCAAGAAAUCUGCUAGAUUUUUGCAGAUCACGUGACCAGGGUCUUUCUCCCCAAGAAUAUAAUUGAUUUAGCUGAAAGCAGGGAUGGAUCCAGCAUGAUCUGGUAGGGGGUGCUCUGUUGCUGACGUCCGAGUUGUGUCGGUCAUGUGUGCCGCCCGCCCAUCAACUAGUAUAUUUGAAUUGUAAUUGUUGUUCACAGUUCACUUAUCAUCUGAUCAUGUUAUUAGUCAAAUUACUGUAUCUCACUUUGUCUUUUUGCUUUAUCAUGAGAAAUAGCACCCCCUCUGGCAAGGGCUAGAUAAAUCCAUCCCUGCCUGAAAGACAGAUGCCCCAACCCAGCUACACUGUACACUUUAUGCAUUUUCAACACACUUAUUUUGAUAACAGGGGCAAGUAUAUUAAGUAAUAAAUUAAAUAAUUUCCUACCUGUUUCUCUGAUGGGAAUGGAAUUGGCCUUAUUUGGUGGUGGGUGGAGGAUUUGUGGUAUCUAAAACAAUUGCACUGUGUUUGUGAUAACAAUAAUUACUAAUUGUUCUUUGAGGCUACUAGUAUUUAAGAUCUAGUGUCUUUGUAAAUAUAACAAAUGUAAAUAGAAACAUACAUAUGUAUGAAUAUAACAAAUGUAAAUGCAAAUAUAAUAACAAUAUUACAGCUACUGUAUUUCCUUUAUUUACCCCCCUGGGUGAUUACGUUUUCUAGUAGCUCUGGACUGGGCUCUUGCUGGAAGGCUGGGGGCUAAAAAGAGGCUAGGGACUAAAUAAAUUUCCACAUUCUUUGAAAAUAAUAAAUUCCAGAGUUAUAAAUCAUUAGAGGGAACAUUUUCAUGCAAUUUACCAUUAUUUAGCCACAUCUCAGUGAACAUUGUUUACAUAGAUUGAGUUAAUCUUAUAGAAAGUUUGUAACAAACAAUGGGCCUGAAUAGAAAGAGGCGGCUUAUUUUCUUUUAGCACUUCCAGACAGGGCACUAACUAGGGUGGAGGGCGUAAAAGAGGUUGUGGGUUAAAUAGAGAAAAUAAGUUAUGUCGAUAUAAAUAUGGUACCGUUUUGGUCAAAAGUGUUAAUAGAUGCCUAACAACAAAGGCAAUAAUGUCACAAUAUAAACGACAAAGCCUGGUAUAUAAAACCCAUAACAUAACUGUAAAGAAAUGUUUCCCAUAACACAACUAAUUAUUGGUUUUCAAAACAGUAAAUUUUUAAUUUUUACCAAAUCUGGACAUCAUAGCAAGCAUCAUAGUUUGGAAGUCUUGCAUCUGCUUGCUUUGCUUUGCUUUGCUUUGCUUUGCUUUGCUUUGCUUUGCUGCUGCUGCUGCUGCUUCUGCUGCUGCUGCAUGACUAUGUUCAUUAAGUCAUCAUGUCUAUGUUCAUUAAGUCAUCAUGUUUUCCCCUUCCAACUCUAUUGUUUUUUUCUUCAGUUCCAUUUCUUCUUUUCUUAUUUCUUGCUGCAUUUCAUUCUUUUCUCUUAGGAACAGAAGUGUCUCACUCCCAUUUGACCUUUUCUUUUUUCGGCGCCCUUCGUUUUCUUUAUCACCUUUUCGUUUUUGGCUUUCUCCUAGCUUUUCCAUAGCUUUUUUUGGCAUGUCUUCUGCGCUUUGCUUUUCUUUCACCUUUAUAUGAGACUCGUAUUCCACUUGUUUUGCUGAAGCAUCUUCAAUUUCUAAUAUGUCUUCCAAAGCAUCUUCUACCUCAGUCAUAUCUGUGUCAAUGCCGCUUGCUCGUUCUUCUUCUCGUAAUUUUCUUUUAACUUUUUGUGAUAGAAGUGUAUACCUAUCCCUCACUGCUCUUGUGUCAAUUUUAAAUUUUGGGAUUUCUAUUUUCAAAAGUUAUCCACAAUCUCCUUCCACUUGGCCCCUCUUUGAACUGUUCCUUUUUUUGUCCCAGUAAAAGGGUCCACUGCCAGUAUUUACCGGCACAACAUCAGAUCAUGCUCUUCUGACCAAAACAUAGCCCUGUCAGGGUAAAAUAAAUACUUAAAUAUUUGUAGUGUAAUGGCAAAAAAUAAAAAGAAAUCUUCAUAGAUUCAUACACAUAUUUAAAUCAACACAAUUUGCAUGCAAAUUUACAAUAUAUGAUCCAUUAUUAAUAUACACUUAAUGUCUGCUCCCGAGGGUAAUAGUUAGUUUUGUUUUCCCGAGAGUCUCAUUUUGUUUUCCCGAGAGUCUCAAUGUCGUGUUUUGUUAUAUAGCGACGAACAAAAAUCAACGUCAACAACAUUCAUAUACAGCAAUUGUUUUUUGUGGCAAAAACUCUAUAGAGUAAACGAGUUUAAAAUUAAAGAACCUACUUAAACGGUUUCGGCAGCAUAUCCUGUUUCCUGUUCUGUAUUUUUCUUCCCUUUUACAUUCUUUAUUUGAACACAAACUUGGAAAAUCGUAGUUUCUAAAAAACUGAUAUGAUCGUUGAGAAUAUAAAUGAAAAAAGACGGCAUAUAAUUUUUUUAAUUAUCCUUUUUUAUUAUACUAAAAUAUUUAAUUGAAGUGGAAAGCAAAGUUAUAUUCAUGCGAGAAUUUGAAGUCAGUUUAUUUGAAACUCAUUAACGUUUACCGAUAAAAGGCAGUUCAUUUUUAAGAACAUUUUAAAACGUUUUGGGAAGCGUUUGUGGCUGAAUUUUGGUAUGUAUCCAUUUCCGAGUGCAUGCCUGUACUGUCAAGAAACAGUGUAUCCUAUAUGCAGAAUAAUCUUGAUGAGGUCAACACAUGGGCUGACAACAACCUAUAAUUAAUGAAGGUCAAUCCAAUGAAAUGUAAAUAGAUGUACGUCAGUUUCCUCAAAGAGCGACACAUUAUAGAACAUCUCAAUUUGAGGGACACCUCAUGAAAAUUGUUUUCCGUCAUAUAUAAAGUUCUUGGCUUGGUUAUUCAGGACCAAUUUUAAUUGGAAUGGGCAUAUUGCUAUGAUUGUAUAAAAAACCUCUAAGCGAAGAUUGACGAGUUGAGUUCAUUUUAGAUCAUUGUUACACUACACCCCUUUCCUCGAGUAUAUUCUGACCAAUAUUGCGAGAUCGUCCGGGCCGUGUGGGCAAUAGCUCAACAGGAUAAGAUCGAUGUCACUACACCAACAACAAGGUUACUUUUUAUCACAUAUAUAUUUUAUACUAAUGUGUGUCCUCGUGCGUAGCUAUUGAUAAACGCAUUCGCUCCCACUAACCACAGAUGACUCACUAACUGUUUCCUGACAAUGUCAUAUACAUUGUCUCUUCUUAAUUAAAUGACGGUAUUGUGCAUUGUUCAUCAAUGGUUUAUUGUGUAUUCCCAUGUGACGAUCACGUGCAACACUCGUGCAUAAUUCUAGUUUAUUAUUUCCGUGUAUAACGUAUCUCCCUCCUUUUGGUAGAAACCUCCUGGUUUUCAGUAAAUAUAGAUAUAAUAUGUUCUAGUUCGUUUCGUUAAUUGUCUUUUGGUUCAUCUGGUUCUUAAAACCUGAUCUUGGCGAAGUCUUGGUUUCUUUCGCAGAUCGGGACAUCUUCGCUACAAGUCUCCAUGUUGUAAUAUCCUUCCGUUUUCACGACCACGAGUGGUUGUUCAAAGAUCGUUUAAUUAAUUUCUCAUCAGUUUUCGUAUGUUCAUUGGCAGCAAAUGUAUACAAUUACUUACCCAAUUACUAAGACGUUUUAAAUUGACGUGAACCAAGACGAAAGUAAAGCGUUUUCGUGACAGGGAAUAGUCAACGAGACAACACAACAGAACACAACAAAUAACACAAAAGACUUUUUUUUUAAUUUCGCAACACAAGACAUAUAGUGGCAGACAAUAAUUCCUCUUAACCCUAUUUGUACCGGGGGUGCGCACAAAGAGCGCACCCCUAUAAAUAUUUAUCCGUCAUUCCUGAACAAAUGAUCCCAUUUGCCUGUGCUUUCAUGACUUCUAUAUUAAAUUUCCAUGUUCUUGGGGAUUUUAAUAUUUGAACUACAUAUGUUCUCUAUGUUGUUGGGUAUUAUUCUACUGUUCUCCAUGUUUUUGGAGAGGUCUGGUUAUAAAUAAUUUUGACCAUCCAGGGCUCGUAACUUGCGGCGACUAUAAAAAUGUCAGCCAUACUUGCCCUGCGAAAAAUUUUAUUCGAUUGUCAUCGUUUUUCAUGCGGCUCAACGAUGAUGUAUAUUAAUCGCAGUUGUAAUUUAUCAUUGAUCAAUUAUUCUCAUUACAUUCAAAACUGUUUUUGGCAAGAUUUUCCCUUUGCAAAAUGCCACCAAAAGGGAAAAAGCAACGCAAAAAACCUUCUACCGCGUCAGCUGAUGGUCCGUUAUCGCAGCGUAGUCGCCGUAGUUCGACCAUCAACGCUACAAUGGCGACGCGCAGUGCCAAUCAACCACCUUCAGUUAAUAUGGCACCGACGGCUUCUGUUCCUCCUGUUAGCGAUGCUGUUUCUACGGAGACUGUUUUGCAGCCCGAGGUUCUCCAGACGCUUGUGUCCACAGUGACUGACGAAGUAACGAAGUAACGAAGCAGCGUUCAGCGAAGCUUUUAACGAUGCUUCCCACUCCAGUGCUGGUGGCAUCAACUGAUCAUCAACCAGUCCAACAUGCAAGAGUCAAGUUCAAGCCAUAAUGUUCCAUCGCCACAAGGACAACAAUCCGAGGCAAACACUCUGGUAACUGGGAAAAUAGCUGCGGCUCAUACCAGCAUUUCAGGUGAGCCUAAGUUAUUGCCUACAUUAAAUAGUAAUAGCAAAGCAAUUCUGUAGAAUCUACCCAACUGUUCAGGCCAGUUCACCUAUCGAUUCCAGGGUCUCGGCAAAACUUAAGGGGAAAAUUUGGAAUGGGGAGUUCAUCGAUUUUGGCAGUUUGUUGAUCAAUACUAGUUGCGAUAAAUUUCGGAUUUCAUUCAUGCAUGAGUUCCGAAGCGGGUCUCCCAGCUUCUUUUUGUCUCGAACCACCUUCAAAGCCAAAGAAAAUUCUAAGUAUUGCGGUCUGGCUUCAGGCCUUUCACAUUUUUGUAAGUAUAUAUACCCACAAAUUCCCGCAUGAGGCCCCCCGUUCUCAUCAAAUACGGGCAGACAAUACCGCGAUUUGGGGUUACGCGGUCAGAACAGGGCCGUACACAGAGGUGGGGCAGCAGGGCAGUUGCCCCCCCCCAGAGAAAUCUAAACUUGCAAUGUUCAAAUAAACGCAAAUAAUAAAAAAAUUAUUUGGCUAGUUCAAGCAUUUGAAAUUAAAGAACGUGUUAGAUAUGUGAUGUAUAGUGUGGUGUAAAAUAAAAUAAUUGAAUUUUAUUUUAUUUAUUUUGUUCAUAUAUUUAAGGCUUAAAAUUUAAGCGAUUUAGAUUUUAAUUGUACUCUUUCGAGGUAACUAGGUACCAGACUACCAACCAGCAUCAAAUCUUUCGGCCGGCCGCCAUAUUUGAUAUUGUAUUGAUUCACGCUCGAAAUCUCAUAAGUCACACUCGAAUGCUCUUCAGUUAUUUUAAAAUUUAUAUAUAAUGGAGCCAAAUGCUAAAAGGCAAAAACCUCGUCAAACAACUCUGUUAUUUAAACUAGCCAGUGCUAGUUCAACCAGGUAUAAAGAAUAUAAUUUAUGUGCUUUGAUAUUUUUGUUCUGUGACUUUCCGACUUUGCAAGUUGAAGUUUUAUUUGCUAAAUAGUAUUAAAUAAAUAUCAUGCUGAAGUGACUGUAAAGUGAACCAGGAUUAUAAAUUAAAUAUAAAUAAAAUAAGAUCAUCUGCUACUGCUAGUGCUGGACAUUUAUAUUAUAUGAGUAUUUCUGUACAUGUAAUUGCUUUGUUCUGAAAAUUGUUAUAAAUGAAUUAACAUUUUAAUUUUAUAUCAUAUAUGUAAUAUAUAUUGUAAAUACAGGUAAAUGGUAACGCAGCUUCGCAGCAAACUAACUAAGCCUAUAAUCUAAUAAUCCCUAUAUAUUAUAAACCAACAUAUUCACAUGUGUGUAUUUGCUGCACUGCAAACUACCUUGAUUAGAGUUUGGAUUCUUGAUUAAUAAAUUUUCCAAUGUUUAUUUUAGUAUUAAUUCUUUCACAUUUAUGACUUAUGUAUGGUUUAAAGUUAAUAACUAAGUAACAUAUUUUGGUUCUCCCUUUACAAAAUUAUCAACAUGGUAUAAAUAAUAAAUAGCCAUUGAAAAUUCAUGCUGAUACACGCAUGACACAUUGAAAUGUUCUUUUGCCUUAUUGGUGUAGUGUUGAACCUGAAAGUUCUAUUCCUCCUGAACCUUUACCACCAGUUAAUGAAAGCAGUCUGACUUUUGAUUCUCCAAACAAGGAACAAUACCUCACCUGUUAAUGAUAUCAAUGACCCUGCCAAUUAUAUUUCCAAAAAGCUUUCUGAUGAUGACAAGUUAUCUUUUCUGAAAUCAAAAUCUGACUUGCCCCAUAACUUUGAAUGUCCUGUUACAGCUGGUAGGAAAUUCAAAUCAUCUUGGAUGCAACAGAGGCCAUGGUUGAGGUAUAGUAUUACAAAGGACAGAGCAUUUUGUGCAUAUUGUAUAUGCUUUGGAGGAAAGAAGAACAUUCCAGGGAAUACCUCAUGUUCUUCAAAUUUGUCCCCAUUCGUGUCAUGUGGAUUUAGCAACUGGAAAAAAGCAACUGGAAAAGAUAACUACAUUGAUCAACACAUGUUAAGUGAAGCCCAUCAAACUGCAGAAUAAAUGGCCCAUUGUUUUCUUGCCACGUGUCAGCCAGGUAAAGAUAUUGUAGCGAAACUAUCUAAGCUUUUGUCAGAGCAACAAAUCCGUACAAAAAAGGGAUUAUUAUCUAUCAUCGAUGUCAUCAUCAAAUUGGCAAUGCGAGGAGCACCCUUAAGAGGUAACUGGGUUAAGAAAACUGGCGAAGAAAACGGAAACUUUAUUUUCUUUGUGAACUGGAAAUCAGAAUUUGACAAGGACCUGAAAGACCAUUUGGAACAUGCUCCAAAAAAUGCAAAGUUCACUUCGCCCCGCAUCCCAAACGAAAUUAUUUCACUGUGCGAGUCCAUAAUACGAGAGAGAGUAAUUGCCACGGUUCAAACAUAUUGGAGUGUAAUGGCCGAUGAAACAACGGAUGUUUCUGCAAUGGAACAAAUGAGUAUAUGCAUACGGUUUGUGAAUAGCAAUAUGGAAGUUUGUGAAGAGUUCUUGGGCUUUGUAAAAUUGACAAAGAUGGAUGCGCAGUCUGUUUUUGAUGUUUUUAUUCCAACCUUAAAAGGAUGGGGACUAGAUUUGACAGGACUUGUUGGACAAGGAUAUGAUGGAGCGGCCGUGAUGAGUGGAAGCAAUAAUGGUUUGCAGAAAAAAGUGUCUGAUGCUUACCCAAAUGCUGUUUAUGUACAUUGCCGUUCUCAUGUUCUCAAUCUAGCACUUGCAGGCGCUUGCACAGGUAUUGAUAGUGUUCGGGAUUUGUUUGACAAUGUAGCCAAGAUCACAAGUUUUUUGGGAGAUGGUGCUAAAAGAAAGGAAAUGUUUAAACAGAAUGCAGCGACUGAGGCCAAUGACGAAUUAACAGCCUUAUUAACAGAGAGUGGUAAUGAUGACAACGAGGAGGAGGAGGAUGAAGAUGAAAACGACGACGAUCAUGGCCUUCAUAAGUCAAAUAAGGCAAUCUUAAGAGGAGCGAAGAAGAAAACCGUUCCAAACCUUUGUCCCACCAGAUGGAGUUCAAGGGUGGAAACCCUAUCUGCCUUGAUGGCCAAGUAUUCGUCGGUCAUGGAACACUUGAGCAAAUCGCAGCCCAAAGCAAAGGGGAGCCGAGGCACAAUGCCCAAUCAUACAUUCGCCUAAUGGAAACUCCACAGUUUAUCGUAGCACUUGUUGUGGUUCAGUUCAUUCUGAGUUUUACAGCAGCAGUCACCAAAAUACUGCAGGCAAAAGAAUGCAAUCUUGGUGAUGCAUAUGAAGAAGUAAACGGAGCAAAAGAAUGCAUAAGAGCUUCGCGCGCAGAUGAUUCCUGGAUUAAACUGUGGGGAAAAAUUCAGUCGAUAGGAACAGCGCUUGGGAUUGAAAUAACUAAGCCACAAACUGCGGUAAAUCAACGCCACCGUGCAAAUGCUGGUAACGCCAACCAAACAAGUGAAGAUUAUUACAGAAUCAAUGUCUACUAUCCUUUUAUUGAUCGUGUUGUUGAAGAGAUUGAGACAAGAUUCAAAGUCCAGCACAAAGGAUUAAUUGCUGCUCAGUCUCUUGUGCCUGUAUACUUGGAUAGACUAACUGAUUUAAAUAAGAAAGAUUUGAAAGAGUUUUUUGGAAAGUACCUAACUUUCUGCGAAGAAAACAGCCUUGAUUCAGAAAUUGUCAGGUGGAAACGAAAAUUCGCCGAUGUUCCUCUCAAGCAGAAGCCUAAAACUGCAUACGACGCAGCAGUGAAAUGUGAUGCUACAUUUUAUCCAGUGAUCAAUAAAAUCUUGACAAUUUUUUUGACAAUUCCGGUUGGAAGUGUGUGCUGCGAAAGGUCGUUUUCAGCACUCAGACGGCUCAAACUGUGGACGCGAGCCUCGAUGAAUGAAGAACGUUUAAGUGGACUGGCAAUGCUCAUGAUUCAUCGAGACAGUCUGUGUAUCCCAAGGCCAGAAGAUGUGUAUGCGCGGAAAGCCAAUUGGCGCUUAUGA
Messenger RNA from Paramuricea clavata, 10559 nucleotides. The record is from the annotation of a GenBank genome assembly. NCBI's taxonomy places the organism in Eukaryota, Metazoa, Cnidaria, Anthozoa, Malacalcyonacea, Plexauridae.